AGCGAGGCAGUUUACAGGAAGCGGCAUACUCUCUGCCUUUACCAAUUCAUCCUUCCCACGACUCAUCACCACUCAGCGAUAGCCAUGGCGAUGGAGAGAACAAGCUCCCCCGGGCUGGCGAGGACGAUUUCGGACCAGCUGCUGGAGACGGUGGCGGCGGCCUUCAAGUCGGGGACCCCCUCGGGCGAGGCCGCUGGGGGGCAGCAGCCUUCCGGCGGGGCGUCGUCGUCGGAGACAGGAGGGACGCUGUCGAGGAAGUCCAGCCGGAGGCUGAUCCUGGCGUCGCCGGGGCGGGGGAGCACGAGCCGGAACGCGCACAUCCGCAAGUCCCGGAGCGCGCAGCUCAACAAGGUCGAGCUCGACGAGGUCAGCAGCGGCGCGGCGCUGAGCCGGGCCUCCAGCGCCAGCCUCGGCUUCUCCUUCUCCUUCACUGGCUUCAGCAUGCCCCCCGAGGACAUCGCCGACUCCAAGCCCUUCAGCGACGACGACGACAUACCUGAGGAUCUGGAAGCCGGGACGCAGAGACCAAAGUUCCAGGCUGAGCCAACGCUGCCCAUCUAUCUCAAGUUCACGGACGUGACAUACAAGGUAAUCCUCAAAGGAAUGAAGGCGAAGCAAGAGAAGGACAUACUGCACGGGAUCACAGGAUCGGUGAAUCCGGGAGAAGUUCUCGCGCUGAUGGGGCCUUCAGGAAGUGGGAAAACCACGCUGCUGAAUCUUCUAGGUGGCCGGAUAAUGAAACCCACUGUUGGUGGUUCAAUCACCUAUAAUGACCAGCCAUACUCCAAGUUCUUGAAAAGCAGAAUAGGAUUCGUAACUCAGGACGAUGUCUUAUUUCCUCACCUUACCGUGAAAGAGACUCUGACUUAUGCGGCUCUCCUACGACUUCCGAAAUCGUUGACAAGAGAGGAAAAGGAAAAACGGGCAAUGGAUGUCAUCUAUGAGCUAGGCUUGGAGAGGUGUCAGGACACAAUGAUCGGCGGUUCCUUUGUUCGUGGAGUAUCAGGUGGAGAGAGGAAGAGAGUCUGCAUAGGCAACGAAAUCAUAAUCAAUCCUUCUCUUCUGUUUCUCGAUGAACCGACCUCCGGAUUGGAUUCCACAACCGCAUUGAGGAUCGUUCAGAUGUUACAAGACAUAGCGGAGGCCGGGAAGACGGUGGUGACUACGAUACACCAGCCAUCGAGCAGGCUCUUCCACAAAUUCGACAAGCUGAUCCUGCUAGGGAAAGGGAGUUUACUCUACUUCGGCAAAGCAUCAGAAGUGAUGAUUUACUUCUCAUCAAUAGGAUGUUCUCCUUUAAUCGCCAUGAAUCCCGCAGAAUUCUUGCUAGACCUAGCAAAUGGGAACGUUAACGACGUUUCUGUGCCAUCAGAACUAGAGGAUAGAGUACAGAUGGAGAAUGCAGAAACUCAGACAAGGAAUGGGAAGCCAUCUCCAACCGAUGUUCACGAGUAUCUAGUGGAGGCCUAUGAGACGCGGGUAGCGGAGAGCGAGAAGAAGAAGCUCAUGGCUGCGCUCCCGCUGGACGAAAUGCUCAAGUCGAAGGUGUCUUCACCCAAGCGGAACUGGGGAGCGAGCUGGUGGCGACAAUACUCUAUCUUGUUCUGCAGAGGGAUCAAAGAGCGACGGCACGAGUACUUCAGCUGGUUAAGGGUAACACAAGUCCUAUCUACUGCAAUUAUUCUGGGACUGCUCUGGUGGAGAUCGGACAGCAGUAGCCCCAAGGGCCUUCAGGAUCAGGCGGGGCUGCUUUUCUUCAUCGCCGUCUUCUGGGGAUUUUUCCCGGUCUUCACGGCCAUCUUCACGUUUCCUCAAGAGAGAGCGAUGCUGAGCAAGGAGCGAGCGGCUGAUAUGUACAGGCUCAGCGCGUAUUUCUUGGCUAGGACCAUGAGCGACCUCCCGCUAGACCUGAUACUCCCCAUACUUUUCCUGGUGGUCGUUUAUUUCAUGGCGGGCCUCACGCUGGAUGCGGGGUCCUUUUUCCUGAGCUUGCUGGCAGUCUUCCUGUGCAUAGUCGCUGCUCAGGGACUGGGACUAGCUAUCGGGGCGACAUUAAUGGACAUGAAGAGGGCGACCACAUUGGCCUCGGUGACAGUCAUGACCUUCAUGCUCGCUGGAGGGUACUUUGUUAAGGAAGUUCCAGUGUUCGUGUCCUGGAUCCGCUACAUGUCUUUCAACUACCACACUUACAAGCUUCUCAUCAAGAUACAGUACAAGCACAAAUUAUCGAGCGUAAACGGGAUGAUCAUAGACGAUGGUCUGAAGGAAGUGACUGCGUUGGUGAUUAUGGUUUUUGGUUAUCGCCUUCUGGCAUACAUUUCAUUGCGAAGAAUGAAACUGCCAUCGGCAGCUUGAGAUGAACCUGGAACAAAUUUCUCCAGGCAUAACAAAAAAUGCAGAGAAUCUGGAGAACCCCUCCAAUGCUCCAAGAGAUUUUGGGAAGGAUUAGGAGUUUCCAGGUUCGACUAAGGUCACCACCGGCAAAGACGACCAGUUGCAGGCGCUGAGGGUAUAUCCAUGCCUCAUAAAUUGUGAAAUAGCACCAUCAAGAACAUCCAUUAAAGCACAUUUUGGACCUAAUUACAGACACCUGUAGCUCGGUUUUGUUGGUUCUUAGUUCAGUUAAAAGUUGCGACGGCAUGAUGAUGAUCAAGAUCGACCAUUUUCUCCCAUAAAAA
Messenger RNA from Rhodamnia argentea, 2678 nucleotides. Its product is annotated as ABC transporter G family member 22-like. The transcript has 11 exons. Bases 85 to 2355 code for a protein of 756 amino acids. Gene Ontology annotation, cellular component: membrane. Lineage: Eukaryota; Viridiplantae; Streptophyta; Magnoliopsida; Myrtales; Myrtaceae. The record is from RefSeq and is a predicted model, not a curated record. Gene Ontology annotation, molecular function: ABC-type transporter activity; ATP binding; ATP hydrolysis activity.